Molecule: messenger RNA, 1069 nt
Organism: Alnus glutinosa
Lineage: Eukaryota; Viridiplantae; Streptophyta; Magnoliopsida; Fagales; Betulaceae
Exons: 8
Coding region: 170-964 (264 amino acids)
Biological process (GO): DNA repair
Cellular component (GO): cytoplasm; nucleolus
Molecular function (GO): single-stranded RNA binding; RNA endonuclease activity producing 5'-phosphomonoesters, hydrolytic mechanism
Source: RefSeq, a predicted model, not a curated record
ACCAAUUUUCCACGUUACAGAGAUACACUAGUUUCCGUGCGUUACCAAAACACAGUACAUUCCUGGGAAUCCCGGAAUGAUUCCGGGGAUUCCGUGAACCGAUAGCAAAUUGGAUCGUAGACGACACACAAGCCCACUGUUUGGUUGCUCGGAAAAUCCUAAUCCCGAUAUGGAAAAGCUAUCAACGGGUACCUCACCUUCCUCGCAAGACCGCAAGCAUUGGAUCGAGGCUCAAGAUAUGCUUAAGCGAAGAUUGGUCACAGAGGAUGAUUUUACGUGGAAAUUGCCAACAACAACAUCCACAGAGGAAGAGGUGGAGAUGUUGAGGUAUGUGGGUGGGGUCGACAUGAGCUUCUCGAAGGAAGACCCAUCAGUUGCUUGUGGGACACUUGUGGUGUUGGACAUUCAGAGUCUCCAAGUUGUCUAUGAGGAUUACUCUCUGGUCACCCUUGAUGUCCCUUAUGUUCCUGGUUUCCUUGCCUUCAGAGAGGCUCCGAUUCUUCUAGAGCUUUUGCAGAGAAUGAAGAAAAGCGAUGCUAGUGUUUUCUUCCCACAGCUGUUAAUGGUUGAUGGAAAUGGAAUACUUCAUCCUCGAGGUUUUGGCUUGGCUUGCCAUCUAGGUGUUUUGGCUGACCUUCCUACAAUUGGGAUUGGAAAGAAUCUGCAUCAUGUGGAUGGUCUUACCUAUUCUGGAGUGAGACAACUUCUUGAAGCCAAAGAAAACUGUACCAAAGAUUUUAUUACCUUGACUGGAUGCUCUGGGCACGUAUGGGGAGUGGCAAUGAGAUCUACACAUGGCACCUUGAAGCCUAUAUUUGUUUCAGUUGGUCAUCGUGUAUCACUUGAUACUGCCAUCAGAAUUGUUAAAAUGACUUGCAAGUAUCGUGUGCCAGAGCCUAUCCGGCAGGCUGAUAUUAGGUCAAGAGAAUACCUGCGGAAGCGUCAAAUGGGAAUGUCAGAGUGAUGCAACUUCAUGGAUUUUUUUUAUUUUUUUUAUUUAUUUAUUUAUUUUUUUUAAGUAAUUGUAACUCAGUUCAUUAAAAGCGCAGAUGGAAUCAAUCCUUAUACA